GUGACUCCUCCAGCCUGGUGUCGGCGCUCUGCUACACGGUGGGGAGGUCGGCUCGGGGCAGCAGCCUGGGCGCUCUGGAGUCCGGCUCGGACUAUAAGAGUCGCGGGAUGACGUCAGAUAACCGGGUGAUCUUCGGUCCCGGGGUCAGCAUGUCCUCCUGCGACGUCAAGCUCAUCGACGACAGCGAGUACGAGCUGUCCGAGGAGUUCGAGCUCGUGCUGUCCGACGCCUCCGACAACGCCCGCACGGGCGACGUGACGGUCGCCAAGGUGAUCAUCGAUGGACCCAACGACGCGUCCACGGUUUCCCUGGGAAACGCCACCUUUACCUUCAGUGAAGACGCAGGUACCAUAGAAAUCCCUGUGCUGCGUCAUGGCAGCGACCUGACCUCUGUGACCUCUGUGUGGUGUGCCACCCGACCCUCUGACCCCCCCUCAGCCAGCCCGGGGGUCGACUACAUCCCCAGCUCCAAGAAGGUGGAGUUCAAACCCGGGAAGACCCAGGAGACCUGCAGCCUGACCAUCAUGGACGACGUCCAGAGCCCGUCCAUCGAGGGGUCCGAGUCCUUCGUGGUCUUCCUAAGCUCGCCUCAGGGCGCCGUCCUCCAGGAGCCGUACGAAGCCAGCGUGGUCAUCACCGACACCUUCCAGGACAUUCCCAGCAUGCAGUUUGAGAAGAGCGCGUACACGGUGAAGGAGAAAGAUGGCGUCCUCCACCUGCCGGUCGUCCGCUCAGGUGACCUGUCUUUGAAGUCGUCGGUCAGGUGUUUCACUCGGACCAUGUCGGCGAUGGUGAUGGACGACUUUGAGGAGCGGAGGAAUGCCGAUGAGUCGAGGAUCACCUUCCUGAAAGGAGAGAAGGUGAAGAACUGCAGCGUCCAUGUCCACGAUGACUCCGUGUUCGAGCCGGAGGAGGAGUUCCAGGUUCAUCUCGGGACGCCACUGGGCGACCACUGGAGUGGCGCGAUGGUGGGCGUGAACGACAUCGUCACGGUGACCAUCACUAACGACGAGGACGCUCCCACCAUCGAGUUCGAGCAGGCGUCCUUCCAGGUCAGAGAGCCCCCGGGUCCGGAUGGCAUCGAGGUCCUCAACAUCAAGGUGAUCCGCCACGGGGAUCUGGACCGGACCUCCAAGAUCCGCUGCAGCACCCGGGACGGAUCAGCCCAGUCCGGAGUGGACUACAACCCCAAGAGCAGAGUCCUGAAGUUCACUCCAGGGAUGGAUCACCUCCUGUUCAAGGUGGAGAUUCUGUCCAAUGAGGACAGAGAAUGGCACGAGUCCUUCUCAUUGGUCCUUGGCCCUGAUGACCCUGUAGAGGCGGUGCUUGGAGAGAUCACCACGGCAACUGUGACCAUCCUGGACCAGGAAGCUUCAGGCAGCCUCAUCCUGCCGGCCACGCCCCUCGUGGUCUCCCUGGCGGACUAUGACCAGGUCCAGGAGGUGACCCGUGAUGGCAGUAAGAGGGCGCCCCCUCCUGGUUACCCCCUGGUGUGCGUCUCCCCCUGUGACCCUCACUACCCAAAGUUCUCAGUGAUGAAGGAGCGCUGCGAGGAGGCCGGCAUCAACCAGACCCAGGUCCACUUCUCCUGGGAGGUGGCGGCCCCCACAGACACCAACGGGGCCCGCUCCCCGUUUGAGACCAUCACGGACUCCACGCCGUACACGAGCGUGAACCACAUGGUCCUGGACAGUAUUUAUUUCAGCCGUCGUUUCCACGUGCGCUGUGUGGCUCAGGCCCGGGAUAAGGCGGGUCACCUGGGGACGCCUCUGAGGAGCAACAUCGCCACCAUCGGCACCGACGGCGCCAUCUGCCACACGCCUGUUACCACGGGAACCGCCCGAGGCUUCCAAGCCCAGUCCUUCAUCGCCACGCUGAAAUACCUGGACGUCAAACACAAGGAGCACCCCAACAGGAUCCACAUCUCGGUCCAGAUCCCUCAUCAGGACGGGAUGCUGCCCCUGGUCUCCACCAUGCCCCUCCACAACCUGCACUUCCUGCUGUCAGAGUCCGUCUAUAGGCAGCAGCACGUCUGCUCCAACCUGGUCUCUCUACGAGACCUGCAGGGACUGUCAGAGUCCGGCUUCCUGGACGACAUCUCCCUGGACAGGAUCUCUCUGGGUCCUGGUUUCGAUCGUCCGUAUCAGUUCGACCCGAGCGUCCGUGAGACCCGGACCCUGCAGCUCUACAAACACCUGAACCUGAAGAGCUGCAUCUGGACCUUCGACGCGUACUACGACAUGACGGAGCUGAUCGACGUCUGCGGGGGCUCCGUCACCGCCGACUUCCAGGUCCGGGACUCGGCUCAGUCCUUCCUGACGGUUCAGGUCCCUCUCUACGUGUCCUACAUCUACGUGACGGCCCCGCGGGGCUGGGCGUCUCUGGAGCACCACACCGAGAUGGAGUUCUCCUUCUUCUACGACACCGUGCUGUGGAGGACGGGGAUCCAGACUGACAGCGUCCUCUCGGCCCGGCUGCAGAUCAUCAGGAUCUACAUCAGGGAGGACGGACGGCUGGUCAUCGAGUUCAAGACCCACGCCAAGUUCAGAGGUCAGUUUGUCCCUGAACACCACACUCUGCCCGGGCACAAGUCCCACCUGGUCGCUCCGGAUCACCUGGGAGGGAUUGAGUUCGACAUCCAGCUGCUGUGGAGCGCUCAGACCUUCGACUCUCCGUACCAGCUGUGGAGAGCAACCAGCUCCUACAGCAGGAAGGACUACUCUGGAGAGUACACGGUGUUCCUCGUCCCGUGUACGGUGCAGCCCACUCAGCCCUGGAUCGACCCCGGAGAUAAACCUCUGUCCUGCACCGCCCACGCUCCAGAGAAGUUCCUGGUGCCGAUCGCCUUCCAGCAGACCAACAGACCGGUCCCCGUGGUCUACUCUCUGAACACAGAGUUCCAGCUCUGCAACAACGACAAGGUGUUCAUGAUGGACCCGGCCAGUGCCGACGUCUCCAUGGCCGAGAUGGACUACAAGGGCGCCUUCUCCAUGGGUCAGACUCUGUACGGCAGAGUGCUGUGGAAUCCAGAGCAGACCCUGAACGCAGCAUACAAGCUGCAGCUGGAGAAGGUUUACCUGUGCACAGGUAGGGACGGAUACGUCCCCUUCUUUGACCCCACAGGGACCCUCUACAACGAGGGACCACAGUACGGCUGCAUCCAGCCCAACAAGCAGCUGAAACACCGCUUCCUGCUGCUGGAUCGGAAACAGCCCGACGUCUGUGACGAGUUCUUCCAUGACGUCCCCUUCGAGGCUCACCUGGCCUCAGACGUCCCCGAGCUUCAGACCAUGGGCGCCAUGCCGGGCGUGGACGGGUUCACCAUGAAGGUGGACGCUCUCUAUAAGGUGGAGGCGGGGCAUCAGUGGUACCUGCAGGUGAUCUAUGUGAUUGGCCCUGAGUCUCGGUCCAGCCUGAGGAUCCAGCGCUCGGUGACCUAUCAGCUGGGUCGGUCCAGACGCGACCUGGUGGACCGCAGCGGGCGCCUAACGCUGGACGAGUCUCUGAUUUAUGACAACGAGGGCGACCAGGUGAAGAACGGCACCAACAUGAAGUCACUGCGUCUGGAGGCGGGACCAUCAGCCUCCUUUAACGCCCACAUGGGCAGCUCUGUGGGAGGGGGCGUGGCCGCCGUCACCCUGCUGGUCCUGGUCCUGCUCGCGGCCUGUUUCCUGUUCCGUCGCUGCAGACGGGCGGCCUUGAAGAAGAGCAAGAAGGCGGAGAAGCCGUAUGAAGAGUACCCGCUCAACACCAAGGUGGAGGUGUGCAUGGACAAGUGUGUGGAGAAGAACUUCAGCUCCAAGCACUGCACCGUCAGGAACAUCAACGUCCUCAACCGAAACCAGGAGACACGACCCAAGGUCAAACAGGUCAACCUGGAGGUCAAAGUUCACAACAACCUCAACGACGGCACAGAGGUCUGAGGAGGAGGAGGAGGAGGAGGA
This is a messenger RNA of Notolabrus celidotus (New Zealand spotty), 3944 nucleotides long. RefSeq names its product Fraser extracellular matrix complex subunit 1 (gene fras1). Gene Ontology annotation, cellular component: membrane. The annotation marks the transcript as partial. Gene Ontology annotation, biological process: cell communication. The record is from RefSeq and is a predicted model, not a curated record. Lineage: Eukaryota; Metazoa; Chordata; Actinopteri; Labriformes; Labridae. The transcript is spliced from 19 exons.